AUGCACCACGCCGGGGACGACGAAGUCGAGGCCCCCGCUUCCCAACGAGAACGAGAACCAGGGGCGAGGGCGGCCACCACCCGGGCGGUGGUGCCCCUCCCGUUGGCCGGCGUGGGCGGCGGCGGCGGCCCCGUCAGCCCGACCGGCGGCGGCGUGGACGACGGCCACGAGGAGAAGGGCGACGAGGGGUCGGGGUCGGGGCGGAGGAGGCGGACUACGCGGCAGACGGCCACGAGCCGCGGCGACAGCGAGAAGGGGCCGCACCCACAUGCGGGCACGGAGGGGCGCAAGCGGCUCGCCAUCGACGCGAGCUUCAAGCGCGAGGGCCACCUCAGCAAGCUGGGCAACAACCUGCGCGGCGACUGGCGCACCCGGUGGUUCGUGCUCAAUACCGAGUACGGCACACUCGACUACUACGCCCACCACGGGGACGACCAGCCCAAGGGGUCGAUCGGAUUGCUCACGGCAGCCGUCUCCACCGUGCCCAACCGGAAGCACUGCUUCUCCAUCGUGACGUCCAACCGCUCCUACUGCGUCACCGCGGACAACGAGGCGGACAUGAAGGGGUGGAUGGAAGCCAUCCAGGCCGCCCACACUCAAGCCAACCUGCUUCUCGGUCGGGGCGUCAUCGUCAGCCCCGUCUCAUCGGCGGUGGCGGCUGUGUGGGAGCAGGGAGCUGGGACGGGCGUCCUGAUCGCGGGCCACCUCACGAAGCAGGGCAAGAACGUGCUGGGCGACUGGCGGCGGCGCUGGUGCAUCCUGCGCACCGACGCCCUCCACUACUACAAGUCCGAGUCCGACACGUCGACCCACAAGGAGAUGGGCAAGAUCGACAUGCUCGUCGCUUCCGAGAUGCUGGAGUGGAUCGGCCGGAUACGCGAGUCGUCGGAGAGCCUGCUCAAUGCCCUGCCCCUCGACGCUUCGUCGUCCUCCUCCUCCUCUUACCCCCUCAUGGCUGCUCCCUCCGGCGGCGAUGGCGAUGCUGGCCCGCCCGCCCUGGACACUCCUGUGAACCGCCUGCGGAAGGGGACCAAAGCGCUGUCGGAGCUGCUCCUCCUGCCCGCCAACCAGGUCUGCGCCGACUGCGACCAGUGCGCGCCGCGGUGGGCGUCGGUGACCCUGGGCGUGUUCGUGUGUAUCGAGUGCUCGGGCAUCCACCGCUCGCUGGGCGUGCACCUCUCCCGCGUACGCUCAGUGGACCUCGACACCUGGGACGCACCCAGCACCCGGGAGGCCUGGAUCAGGGCCAAGUACAUCGACCGCGUGUUCGCGCGUCCCGACCACGCCGCCGCCGCCGCCUCCUCGGUGCUCCCGGACGACACGCCCUCCCCAGCCGCCAGUCCUCGGCAGGGCAAGGAAGGGUGGCUCACCAAGCAGGGCAGCAAUCGGUCGUGGAAGAAGCGGUGGUUCGUGCUGCGCGAGGACGGCCUCCACUACUACAAAUCGCAGAGCGACGAGACGGCGGCGGGGGUCCUCAGCCUGUCCAGCGCUGCUGUGCGCCCCACUGUGGCCGCCCGCCAACCAGACUACGCCUUCGAAAUCCUCACCAAGAACCGGGCGUACCUCCUGCACGCCGACUCAGAGGAGGACGUGGAAGAGUGGGUGGCCCUCCUCGCACGCGCCGCGAAUCGUUCCUACCACGCGAGCCCCGUCUUCGCCUCGGCCACUGCUGCUGCUACGGCCCACCACCACCACCACCACCAGGAGGAGGAGGAGGCUCCUACUCCAGCGUUGUCGGGAGGGACCUCUCGCGGACUCAUCGGGCACGAGGAGUAG
This is a messenger RNA of Acanthamoeba castellanii str. Neff, 1776 nucleotides long. RefSeq names its product PH domain containing protein. The transcript is spliced from 14 exons. Bases 1 to 1776 code for a protein of 591 amino acids. Gene Ontology annotation, molecular function: GTPase activator activity. The record is from RefSeq and is a predicted model, not a curated record. Lineage: Eukaryota; Discosea; Longamoebia; Acanthamoebidae.